GCCGGGGCGAAGAGUGCUAAAACUACAGAGAGGGGCAGGCUUCAUCAUCUCCUCAACAGUAGCAUGCAGUGGGCGUCAUCGCUAGACUACGACAACGGUGACGAUGAGCAGGACGCCGACGAGAACGAGAGUCGAGUCUCAUCGCGUCGCGGCGGUGCCAAGAGCCGCGGAGGCGGCAAGUCGGUGCGGCGAGCCACCGGCCGCGGCCGGGGCAGGGGAGGGCGUCGCGACGGUUCGCUGGCGGGCAUCACGUACAAGAAGAAGAUCUACACGUUCCGUGAGCUGCUGCUGGACCUCAUCACCAAGCUGGAGAAGCGCGACAAGGACCAGUGGUUCCAUUAUUCAGUGGACGCCAAGAAGUACCCACACUACUACACCACCAUCCGCAACCCGAUGGACUUCCAAACCAUGAGGCGAAAGGUCGACAGGGCCGACUACCAGGGUGAGUGGCGUGCAUGGGGGCUGGCCACAGACAGACAGACAGACAGACAGGCAGGCAGUCGGGGGGCAGUGGGGUCAUGUGUGUAUGUGUGUUGGUGGUGGUGUGUGGUGUGUGUGUUCAGAGCUGAGUUGGUUCGAGAACGAUGUGAAUCUGAUCAUCACCAACGCCAAGCUGUUCAACCUACCGCACACCACCCCCUACAAGGUCAGCCAGGCACACAGACAGGCAGCCAGACAACAAACAGCAGCACAUGCGCGAUGCGAUCGAUGUUCCUCCUGUGGAUGAUUGCAUCCACCCCAUGCAAUCAUUGCAGGCCGCAGAAGUCGUCGAAGCCCACUUCAAACGCGUCAUCGAGACAGCACGGUGGGUGGGUGAGCACACAGACGCAUGUCAACAGACAGAGCCCCCCUCUCUCUCCCAUGGCAGUGGCCGAUGGAAUGACGCCAAGAAGGAGGGCAGGACCUUCGAGCCGCACAUUCCGACGCCCGAGGAGCUGUCGGCCAUCGCAGACCGGCCCCCGGUCCCGCCUGACGGUGCGGAGGCGCAUUUGCCCCACUCGCCCGACGACCGGCGGGGGGUGUCGUCCAAGGGCAAGGACGGGAGGGGCGUCGGCGUGCGACGGAAGCGGCAGGCGGCCAUGGAGGCCCAGGCCAUGAUGGGCGUGCACCUCGGCGGCGGGCCAGGCGUCAAGAAGAGGGGACCCAAGGGGGACCACCUCGUGGCCUUUCCCGCCAUCAGCAAGGUCAGUCAGUAGCUGGGGCAGCAAACAAGCGACAACCAACCACACGCUUGCACCGCUGGCACCAGAGAGCAUGUGCCUGCUUGGGGGUGGUUGUGUGUUGCAGAAGGCACUGGCCGGUAGGCAUCAUCCGCGAGUGGAUCCGAUGGAGUGGAUCGUGGCUGAGGAGACGGGCGCGGCGUCGUGGCGGCGGAACACGCUCGAGGCGGCGGGUGAGAGGGACUUCAAACACUAUAUCGGGGUGGACGGCAUCGCACCGGGCGGGCUCACACACCGGAAGGAGCACGAGAUCCUCGCGGCAGUCAACAAAAUGAUGGUGAGAUGAACAGACAGACAGAUGGGGGCGUGGGCGUGGGUGUGGGUGUGUCGCUAUCCAUCCAUCCAUCUGUGGCUGGGUUCAGUCUUGCGACCCGAUGGGGCGGGACACCCCGGCGGCGGGCGAGGGGCUGGGCGGCGAGAACACCUACCUGCACAUGUGUCACGUCCCCAGCCUCCACCUCGGCAAGCCUGUCCUCUCACACGCACCUGACGACCGGGCGGCCGCAUCAGGAUCGCCACCCACCCACCCCCAGUGGGCCGAGACCAAGACAUACCGAGAAAGCGUCAAGGUAACUAACCGAGCCGACAAGGAGAAAGAGGGAGAGGGAGAGGGAGGGCCCUGAGGUUCUCUGUCCAUCCAUCCGCUGUGUGUGUGUCGUGUCUUGCUGCCAGGCGUUUUUCGACGGUCCUCGUGUGGUGGGCCCGAUUCGGAAGCUGAUGGAGGAGAUCAUGGAUCGCGACCCCGAGCCACGCACACUCGUCAGCCCACUCAUCAACACCCGAUUCUUCGCAUGUGGUGGGUGAGCGACGACAGCAACGGCCGACAGCCAGCCAGCCAUCCAUCCAUCGUCGCAUGCAUGGGUGUCUGUCUGUGUGUCCAUCUUUUCAUUCCUUCAGACACUGAGGAUCAGAUGCCGUUUGUGCGUGCCGCGUGGGACCGUGACCAGCAGUACCCCUCCCUGCUGGGCCUCGGCGACAACCCCCAUGACAAGAUCAACGAAAUGAAACAUCUGUAAGCACCCACCCCUCCACAUCCAUCCAUCCAUCUGUCUGUCUGGCUUGUGUGUGUGGUGGUGUGUUGACUGACAGGGACGGGCACAUGGACACGUCGGCCCUGAAGGCCAUCGUCAACAAGUACGAAGCCGAGUACCGGCCGCCCCGACCGCCACCCAUCAUGACGGGCCGCCCGCAGCCAGCACCACAUCCCCAUUGCCACCCCCACGGCUACCCGCACCCACACCCACACCAUCCACACGCCCACUUCCAAAUGAGGCAUCACCCCGGCUAUGGCGCUCCGAGGAUGGGCCCCGCCGUCCAAGUCGGCACCUCCACGCCUGUCGGCAGGGGGCAGAAACGCGACCACGGCCGAGCACAGCAGCACUUCCAGCCGCCUCGCGCGCCGACGCACUAUCCCGCUCAUGUGCCUGCCCAGCCACCAGCAGCAGCAGCAGUGCCGUUCUCUACGCUGCCGUACGGUGCCGGCCAGUACGGUCAUCACAGCUAUCCAGCGGCGCCGCGGCCGCCGACGAUGGCAGCUCAUCCCGGGGGGAUGCAUCCUUUUGGGUCGUGGCCGCAGCAGGGCGUGACGACGAGGCCUGGCACGAGGCCGCCGCCCUUCCCGCCGGUGCAGACGGGCUCCCAUGCACAUGCACCCAGGGGAUGAGAGGCCGACAGACAGACAGACAGACAGACAGGGAGGGAGAGAGAGAGAGAGAGGGGGGUGGGGGGGGGAGGUAUCCGGAAAGUGUAGGGGUAGAUUGAAGAAGUCGAAUCGUUGUUCUGUUGGUCUGCUUUUCCUUGUGUGCAUUUCCGCCGCUUUGGUGAACGGCGGCUUUGGUUGACGGACGUGUCAGGCCGGAGCAGCCGUUAUCCAUCGCGGGGGCAACGCGCACGAGAGGGAAAGGAUGGAGGAGUGUGGAAUACCGACUGGCUAUGUCAAUCAGCACUGCUUCCUUCUAGCGGCUGCCCUUGUGAUGUCGAAGUGGUUGAUGGAUGGAUGGAUGGACGGAGGGAGUGGUCGAUGCUGCGCUGAUGGUGAUCGUGGGCUGAUCGGUCGGUAACAUGGCUGCCUUGCCUUGCUACCGACAGAUUUGUACUCGAUCUUCAUGAGGACAGUCAGUACGAUCACCGACCGUACCACCCAGACCAGACACGUACGACCUCUUUUGACUGCAUGGAGACUGCCUGCGUAUCG
Molecule: messenger RNA, 3414 nt
Organism: Vitrella brassicaformis
Lineage: Eukaryota; Vitrellaceae
Source: the annotation of a GenBank genome assembly